This is a messenger RNA of Musa acuminata subsp. malaccensis (wild Malaysian banana), 1931 nucleotides long. Its product is annotated as cytochrome P450 78A11. The record is from RefSeq and is a predicted model, not a curated record. Gene Ontology annotation, molecular function: iron ion binding; oxidoreductase activity, acting on paired donors, with incorporation or reduction of molecular oxygen; monooxygenase activity. NCBI's taxonomy places the organism in Eukaryota, Viridiplantae, Streptophyta, Magnoliopsida, Zingiberales, Musaceae.
UGUACUCUUCCGUUCUCCUGCACCUCUCUUGCUUGUUGCUGCUUCUGAGGAAGAAAAUGGCGCUGAUUACAUACGCUACGACUGACUCGAACUGGUGGGUGUUAGCCCUCCCUGCCUUUCUUGGCGCCGACACCCUCCGCUGUGACACGCCCAUGCUCCUCCUGUCGCUUUUCAUUGCCUUCGUUUCCCUGGGGCUCCUGUCGUGGGCGCUGUCCCCCGGCGGCUCCGCUUGGUCUCAUGGCCGGGCUCGCCGUGGGAUCGUCACCAUCCCCGGCCCCCGCGGUCUCCCCGUCUUCGGCUCUCUCUUCGCCCUGAGCAGCAACCUCCCCCACCGCGCCCUCGCCGCCCUGUCCGCCGCCGCACACGCCAAGCCCCUCAUGGCCUUUUCCAUUGGUUCCACCCCUGCCGUCGUCUCAUCCGACCCCGCCGUCGCCCGCGAGAUCCUAUCCCACCCGGCCUUCGCCGACCGCCCUCUCAAGCGCUCCGCCCGCGAGCUCAUGUUCUCCCGCGCCAUCGGUUUCGCACCCAGCGGCUCGUACUGGCGACUUCUCCGCCGCAUCGCCUCCACCCACCUCUUCUCCCCCCGUCGCAUCGCUGCUCAUGAGCCCGGCCGCCAUGCCGACUGCUUCGCCAUGCUAGCUGCUGUCGCCGUCGAGCAGCGCCGGGCGGGCGCCGUCCGCCUCCGCCCGCACCUACAAAACGCCGCCCUCAAUAACAUCAUGGGCAGCGUCUUCGGGCGGCGCUACGACGUUUCGUGCCCCAGCGGCAUCCCGGAGGCGGAGGAGCUCAAGGCGAUGGUGCGGGAAGGGUUCGAUCUCCUAGGCGCCUUCAACUGGUCCGACCAUCUCCCGUGGCUUGCGCGGCUCUACGACCGUGGCAACGUUAAGGCCCGGUGCGCGGCUCUUGUGCCGCGCGUUAGCAGGUUUGUGAGUGGGAUCAUAGCCGAGCAUCGCCUUCGGAAUCCGAGCCAAAAGCAUGCCAACGACGACUUUGUGGACGUGCUUCUCUCGCUGGAUGGCCACGAGAAGCUCGAAGAAGACGACAUGAUCGCCGUCCUUUGGGAGAUGAUCUUUCGGGGCACGGACACGACGGCGUUGCUGACGGAGUGGGCAAUGGCGGAGUUGGUGCUCCACCCGGGGGUGCAAGUCAAGCUCCGCCACGAGAUCGACACCGUCGUUGGACCCCGGUGCAUGCCCACCGAUGCCGACGUCGCGAGGAUGCCGUAUCUUCAGGCCGUGGUCAAGGAGACCCUCCGCGCGCACCCGCCGGGCCCUCUGCUCUCCUGGGCCCGGCUCUCCACUGCCGACGUCCACCUCAGCAACGGGAUGCUGGUCCCCGCCGGAACCACCGCCAUGGUCAACAUGUGGUCCAUCGCCCAUGACGCCGCGGUGUGGGCCAGCCCGGAGGUCUUUUGUCCGGAGCGGUUCGUUGAAGCGGAGGGCGGCGCCAACGUGGACGUCCGUGGGGGGGACCUACGACUCGCGCCCUUUGGCGCAGGGCGCCGCGUGUGUCCCGGCAAGAACCUGGGCCUCGCCACCGUGGGGCUGUGGGUGGCGCGAUUGGUCCACGCGUUCGAGUGGGGGCCAGCAGCCGGGGCCCCGGUCGACCUCGGCGAGGUGCUGAAACUGUCGCUGGAGAUGGAGACUCCCCUCACGGCCACCGCCACGCCCAGGGCGAACGUCGUCGGUGUCUUUUAGAUUCACUCACAUCAAACAAGUAGUAGACAAAAUAGGUCGAUCAGAUAUCUAGUGAUUGUCGUCAGGGGCUGCUCCGGUUUUGGCUAUAUGAACGAGUCUCGGGGGCCUCUCUAUGGUUCUGUUGUAGAUCUAUAUGUUUCGUCGUUUGGGUUCGCAGUGUAUGCGAAACCCCUAAUGGAGAGUAAUGGGUGGUCGUAUGUUUCUAAUGCUAUAAUUAAUGAAGUGUUGACAUGU